This is a messenger RNA of Rotaria sordida, 2691 nucleotides long. NCBI's taxonomy places the organism in Eukaryota, Metazoa, Rotifera, Eurotatoria, Philodinida, Philodinidae. The record is from the annotation of a GenBank genome assembly.
CUUUAGUUGGCUAUAAUAUUAAUAAAUAUGAAUCACAUCCAGAUGGUAGUGAAUUAGGUAAAAUUGAUGCUUAUUAUGGUACCGUUGAAGAAUCUGGUCGAGGUGCAUUACAUCUUUAUAAGCUACUUUGGCUUGCUGAUAAUAAACAUCCACAUGAAUUACGAGCUUCAAUAACAAAUGAGAUUUUCCGAGAAAAUCUAAUCAGAUAUCUAGAAGGUAUUAUUAAAGAAGAUUUAAGUUGUUUCGAAAACGAAAAUAUAGCAUUAGAUCCAACAACAAUUGAAAAACAAAACCAUACCUUACUAUCAAAAUGCUCACCUAUACUGUGUUCGAAUGAUGUAAAUUUUGAUCGAGAAAAACGAGCCGCUAUUUGUAUUUUAGCUGCACAAAAUCAAAUUCAUCAUCAUACAAGUACCUGUUAUAAAUAUCAUAAAGGAUCAAGUACAGAUAAUAUGUCUUGCCUUUUACGAUAUCCAAAAGAAUUACAUGAUACCACAACAAUUAAUACAGAAACUGGAGAAAUUCUAAUGAGACGUGCUCAUCCAAUGAUGAACAAUUUUAAUGAAUGGUUUUUACUUGCUUGUAGGUUCGUGUCUUAAAUGUAAUACACCUAGUCUCGAUGUAGCUGAUGUUUUAAUAUCUAUUUAGAUGUAAUAUGGAUACCAAAUUUAUCUGGUCCGGGUGUGGGUGUGGGUGUGGCAUCCAGAUGUUGAUAUUUAGGCAGAAUAUUGAAAAACAAAUUAAAUAUACUCCACAAUUUGUUAUAGGAAUUUUUGUGAAACACUAUCUAAAAGGAGUGUUGAAGCGUAUAGGGUAGAAAUUUGGACCUACCGCCCUCCCACAGACCGUAACAGAGAAAUCUAGUACCCAUCACAGACCGUGACAGAGAAACCUAAUACCCCUUACAGACCGUGACAAAGAAACCUAAUACCCAUCACAGACCGUGACAGAGAAACCUAAUACCCCUUACAGACCGUGACAAAGAAACCUAAUACCCAUCACAGACCGUGACAGAGAAAUCCAAUAUCCGGCACAAACCGUGACAGAAAAACCUAGUAUCCGUCACAGACCGUGACAGAGAAACCUAGUACCCAUCACAGACCGUGACAGAGAAACCUAGUACCCAUCACAGACCGUGACAGAGAAAAUCCAAAUUCCUUCAUUCACAAUAUAAAAAGCUCCAUUGUGUUUCACAUUUUUAAUCCCGUAGGGAUUACGCUGAAAGCUUUUUUACUCGCAAGAAAUGUUUGUAAACUUAAUAGAUUGCUAAUUAAUGAGGCGCAAAGAAUAAAAGAAUUUGUAAUUGUAUACACAUUAAUAACUGCGGAGUGUGGUGUUGGUAACAUUUGCCCGGCACAGCACAGCACUUUUUCUGUAGACAAACUAUUAAACUUAAUGCUAAAUCAGAUUGAAUAUUACAAAAAUCUACAGGGUGUCGGAAGAGUAGCUCCCUAUUUUAAAUUCUUUAUUACUCUCAAACGGCGUAAGAUAUCAUAACGAUUUUUUCAUUAUUUUGAAGCAUGUGUCAUGAGAUUUUGUUGUAGAUGAAACAAGCCGAUUGUUCGUUUGACUGUCUAAGAUCAAGCACAAAUUUUGUUUUGAGAAUAUCUAGAAAAAAUUCAUUAUUUUGAGUAGUUUGUUAUUCUUAUACUAGAACCAGAGUGUGGGAGUGUGAAUGUAGAUAAGCAUUUUUGGAUUUUUCAAACACACACGGUCACACCCUGGUUCUAGUAUAAGAAUAAUAAACUACUCAAAAUAAUGAGUUUUUUCCAUAUAUUCUCAAGACGGAAUUCGAGCUUGAUCUUAUACAGCAAACAAUCAAUCGGCUUGUUUCAUCUACAACAAAAUCUCAUGACACAUGCUUCAAAAUAAUGAAAAAAUCGUUAUGAUAUCUUUUGUUGUUUGAGAGCAAUAAAGAAUUUAAAAUAGGGAGCUACUCUUCAGACACACUGUAGAAAUAAAACAAUUGCGUAUGCCGACUAAUUAUAUCACGAUAAAAAUCAAAAUGAAUAACUGUUACACUCUAAUUUUCUUUUUUCGUAUUGUUGAACUGAAUCAAUAUUAUCACUUGUCAGAUUAAUGAAUAUGUCAAAAGAAUAAAAAAGAACAAAUAAAAUGAAAAAUACUUUCGUGCAAAAUAUUUCUCAUUUUAUAUGAUUAAAAGAGACACUUUCUUUCACUUUUCAGUUUUUUGUCAAGAAUGUUUGAAUGUAAACUUCUGAAGUUUUCAGGAUAUAUAAGUCCCAUAUAUAUUUUGUUGAAUGGUUUAAUAUGAUUUUUAUUUUUUGUGAAAACCUUGUUUUUUUUUCUUUCCUGUGGACUUGGAUAAUUCUAAUAAAAUAUUUCUUGCAAUAGAACAUUAAAUCUGUUAACACAUUAUCAAGAAAAUUAUUUUGAUUGAGUUCAAAAAUUUAGUACAACGUUUUAUUCUAAAAUUCUAUUAGAGAUGCGACUUCUACACUAAAGCUUUGUCAAAUAAUGAUACCUUGACUGUUAUAAAGUGAGUCAUCAAUGAAUAAAACAAGUUCAAUUUGCCAAAGGAGUAGCUAAUCGUGUUUCUGCAUUAAUGGAUUCCUUGUGCCUCUCUAUUGGUGUCCAUAUUUUUACUUAACUUGUUGGAUUCCCUUAAAUGGUUACCACAUGCGCAUAAAUAUACUCAAAGUACAUUAGCAACUUCCGAAUCUGAUAUUA